CCGACCGGGCUUAAUUCGGUGACCGGCUUAGUUUCUGUUCAUUCAUUUCGAAAUCCCAUGCCAGCCUGCGUUCGAGACACUGUGUCUUCGAGACGAGCGCAACUCGAUAUGUCGCCAUGCCGUGCGGGAAUCGGUCUUCUCGCGUCAGGGACGACUCCACCGCGGCAUGUGUCGUAAGCAGCGCGAGUGCCGUGCUACCGGGGAGAUCGGAAGAAAGGUGUAGCAACAUUUUACAUCUUCUGGGCGCUUCGACGUAGGGACAUCACUUGCGUUCAUGGACGCUCAGUGUGCGAGGGCAGCUUUACCCAGGCGAAAUGGCCGCAUAGAGGCAAUAGGACGAUCCUAGGCUCCUCCAAGCCAGUUGCCAGCGGAUUUCACGCGUCUGAGUCAGGCGUUUCUGCCUGAUUGGUUCGACGACUCGGAGUGUGAUUUGCAGCAGGAGCCGCAUCGGAAUGACACACACGUUGGACCGGGAACCGAAAAAGGAAAACGGGGCGUGGAAUGUUCCUGUUUUCUUCCUGCCAGUGGUUUGGAACGUCUCCGAGUUGCAAGUGCCAGACGUGCAUCGCAUGGAAGACUCCGAAAUGACUAAACCUUGGGUGUUUCUUUCCAGAUCAUUAUAUGUGUAUCUGGCUUCUUUUCGCGCUCGGCGGCACGAAUUUCAUAUUCGGACAUCCCAACAUUCCUGUCUCGAUCCCACGUUUUCGGCAGUAUGCUUGCGUUGGAAACUAAAUUGCGAGAGGCUCCAUGUUAGGAUCUCGAGUCACGCUCUUCGGGCCGCCAUGCGGGGG
Messenger RNA from Mycena citricolor, 791 nucleotides. NCBI's taxonomy places the organism in Eukaryota, Fungi, Basidiomycota, Agaricomycetes, Agaricales, Mycenaceae. The record is from the annotation of a GenBank genome assembly.